Messenger RNA from Temnothorax curvispinosus, 557 nucleotides. RefSeq lists its product as uncharacterized. The transcript is spliced from 2 exons. The annotation marks the transcript as partial. NCBI's taxonomy places the organism in Eukaryota, Metazoa, Arthropoda, Insecta, Hymenoptera, Formicidae. The record is from RefSeq and is a predicted model, not a curated record.
AAUAGCAAAAUGACAAGAUAAGUACAAACAAUGUGCUCAAUCCAGAUAUUAUUUGUUUCAACAAUCGCACACGUGGAUUAACGUAACUGCGACGUAAGUCCGGCUCGCAAGAAAACGAAUCACAGUCGCGGACGAUUGGUUGAUGAAAAGCUACAAUUCAAUUUGCUAUGAAAAACAAAGUCGACCAUAUCGAAGAUUUAUUAAUUUAUCUGAAACGGAUCUUUUCCAUCGGAGGGAUAUGGCCAUUCGAACGGUCGUACGUCCGUUUUGCGAUUUACGUCGCGUAUCAAAUUCAUUAUUUCGUUAUGGCGUAUACCGAGUUUUACAACGUUUUCGGUAAUCUCGAGCUGAUGGUGAUGAGCCUCGUGGAAACGAUAGUUUACACCUCGACGUUCGUGAUAGUGUUGCUGAUCCGUUGCAGCAGUUUAUUGAAGAUCGUAAUCGACGAAGUGAAGAGGGAUUUGGCAGAGCAAGAGUUUGAGAAUCCCGAGGAAGAGAUAAUUUACUACGAUUACAAUCGCAUAUCCAAGAUAUUUACGUACGGUUCGAUCGUCGGC